Molecule: messenger RNA, 4494 nt
Organism: Myripristis murdjan (pinecone soldierfish)
Lineage: Eukaryota; Metazoa; Chordata; Actinopteri; Holocentriformes; Holocentridae
Gene: elf2b
Product: E74-like factor 2b (ets domain transcription factor)
Exons: 10
Coding region: 732-2876 (714 amino acids)
Biological process (GO): cell differentiation; regulation of transcription by RNA polymerase II
Cellular component (GO): nucleus
Molecular function (GO): sequence-specific DNA binding; DNA-binding transcription factor activity, RNA polymerase II-specific
Source: RefSeq, a predicted model, not a curated record
GACCACCACCAUCACUGGUGAAAUUGCUUUAAGACAAAAGAGAAGAAAGAAGAUAACUCCCAGUGUUUCAUUACACAUGAACUACAGACUUUGUGGUUAAUGAGGCAGUUUGCGCACCACAGUGGCAUUUCGUGGCGGUAAGAGCAAAACAAACUUUUGAAGCAGACCGAGGGGCAGCCGAGGCGAAGCGGGGACUUUAUUCCAAUGAGCUUUUGUGGUUUAUUCUACGGCGUGACGUCAGGAGUGUCAUUGGCCAGAACAAGCAAGUAAACUGACAACUGGCUUUGACCUGGAUCAGCCUCGAUCACCGGAGGAGCCCCCGCUCACCACCACUUAGCUAUUUAUUGAUUGUCCCACUUACAUAAUAGCAGCGACGCGCUUGCAUUGUGUGUGUGUGUGUUUGUGUGUGUGUGCUCGUGUGUGUGCUCGUUUCGGGCGGCCGUCAUCAUGGAGAGGAGCUGCUAGCGUUAACGUUAGAGGAGCUAGCGUUAGCUUCGGGACUCCGGCUUGACAAGCAACAACAGGGUCCGAGCCGUCCGGAGAGCGUACUGGAUAUCACACCCCGACAGCACACCCGCGUUAGCCGGCCAGCUAACAUCUACUUGUUGCCCGAGAACUAAGUUGUUUAUCCAGCACUGAGCAAAAAGAAGAAUUUCAAGGGGUUGCUGUUGACUGCACUGGUGGACGCCACCAGGUGGAGGCGCUGUGGCAAGUCCAGUGGAGCAUGAGUCAUGACCUCGGUGGUACUGGUCGACACUGGUGGGACGGUGGUGGAGUAUGUCACAGCCGUGGAGGACCCGCAGCAGCAGGAUGGAGAGUGCGAGGUGGAGCUGGAGCUGGAAGGAGAGGUUGAGGGGGAAUGUGAAGCCGAGGAAGCCUAUGAGGAGGUGCAGGAUGGAGAGGAGGUGGAGGAGUACCCAGCAGUCAUUGUGGAGGAGGUGCCGGGAGCCAGUCUAGCCGAGGAGCAGGGUUUCUCAGCCCAGGUGCUGGUGUACGACGACGAGGCCUACCUGAUGCAGGAAGUGGGUGACGAGCAGGAGGUGGAGACACAAGGGGAGGCAGUGGAGGCGUCUGUCCAUGGCAGUGCCCACUGCUCUGACAAGACCAUUGAGGCUGCAGAGGCUCUGCUACACAUGGACUCACCCUCUAGUCUCAGAGGGGACCGCAGUCCAGAAGCUUUUGUCCCGCCAUGUGUCUCGACACCAGACUUCCUCCACGCUGCGAUGCGUCCUGACAUGAUGUCAGAGACGGUGGUGGAGGUGUCGACGGAGGACUGCUGUGAGGAGGAAGAUGAGGAAAUGGUCACCCUGCUCGAGGAGCCAGAACCUGAGCCCGACCACGAGCCUGUCAGGAAGAAGAAAGCUGGACGGAAGCCAAAGACACAUCAGUCAGCUAUUUCCAAUGGAUCAGCUGACCUGGGUAUCAAGAAGAAACCAAGAGAAGGAAAAGCGGGUAGCACCACCUACCUGUGGGAGUUCCUGUUGGACCUCCUCCAGGACAAAAACACAUGUCCCAGGUACAUCAAGUGGACCCAGAGGGAGAAGGGCAUCUUCAAACUGGUGGACUCGAAGGCUGUGUCCAAACUGUGGGGCAAACACAAGAACAAGCCAGACAUGAACUAUGAGACCAUGGGACGGGCGCUCAGGUAUUACUACCAGCGCGGCAUCCUGGCCAAAGUAGAGGGCCAGCGGCUUGUCUACCAGUUCAAAGAGAUGCCCAAAAACAUUGUCAUUAUUGAUGACGACAAGGCAGAUGUCUCCACCCACGACGAUCUCAUCGCCUCAGAGACUGCAGCGUCCUACGAGCGUGUGCCACCGCCGUCUGACAUGCUGCUCCAGGUGACUGAGCUGUCGUCUCCCAAGAAGCCCAACAUCCUGCGAGGCGGCAACAGAGCCAACACAGUUCAAACUCCCACUGUGAAGGGCAGCAAGACGGUGACAGGAGUGGGGGCAGCGGCAGCAGCUGGGGUUCCAAGGAUAGUGACUGUUUCUGCAGCACCAGACGGGAGCCAGACACAGCAUUCUCAUGCGGCCAUCAUCCCCAGUGCCUCUGGGCCCAGGACAGUGCGCGUCGCUAUGCAGGUGCCUGUAGUCAUGACAACAUCGCUGGGCCAGAAGAUCUCCACAGUUGCCGUGCAGCAGGCGUCAGGGACAUCAGGGGCACCUGGCCACACCACUCUGCUUGCCAAUGCCUCUCCCAUCGGUGCAGCUGCAGGUGGCACCAGCACGCCGCAGAAGGUUGUGAUCCAGACCAUCCCCACCAUGGUCCCAGCCACAGCAGAGAAUGGAGAUAAGAUCACUGUCCAGCUGGCCAAGAUUAUCACAAUCCCUGCCCAUCAGUUAGCUCAGUGUCAGCUACACACCUCCACAGGUGCCGCAGGCUCCGCAAAGUCCAGUGUUGGGGCCACCCCAGCGGGCAUUAGCCUCCUCGGAGGCCCCUUGACUGUCCGGGCCCUGGCCCCUGUCAACGUUGCCCCGGGCACACAGGUGAUGAGACUUGCUGUGCCGGCACAGGCACAGACACAGCAACAGACUCUGGUGGUGUCACAGCCAGGAAGUGUCAGUAGCGGAACAGGGGUGGUUACGGUAACGACCGCCAAUCAGACGGUGACGACGCAGCCCCGUAUCAUUAGCGGCAUUAUUAAUGGCUCAGAGCUGGUGAUCGGAGGGCUACCAGCAACUAGUGGAGGAGCCAGCGCGAACUUGAAAGCAGCCACCGCCCAGGUCAAAGCUGUCCCGGUGCCGGUGUCUGUGGCAGUCCAGCAGCAAACGGUUCAGGUCCAGAACCAGUCAGAAGCAGUGGACAGCGAGGUGGUAGUCAAAUCAGAGGAGGGCAGUGUCAGUCCUGAUGUAAAGACGGAGGAACCUGAGUGUUGAAAAACACAGCAGUGUGUGUGUAUACACACUUGAGAGCCCAUCAGUACUAAGCCCUAUCUAAGCCUUUUCUAUCAGAAAGGGUAAAUUUGUACAGCCGUGUUUUUCCUCCUGUAAAACCAGCAACAGUCUGUGAGACUUUAAAAACUCCUCAAGGCCCCUGUCGUCACUCCUUCCCUGUUUCCGACAAGAACAUUGUUGAACUUUGGCCGGUCUCCUUCAGAACCACAGAAGAACCUCUUCCAGUACAAACGUCAUGUAUGGAACCCCGACCGUACCGAACCCUUACAACAUAGGAACACACGCAAAGACAUUAGUGGGACUUCUUCAGAAAGAUAAAGGGACCAACCUUGAUCACUACAUUUGUGCCCUCUCAGUGGAUUGCUGUUACAAACUCUGAAAGGGGACAACCUUUAAAAAAAAAAAAAAAAAAAAAAAAAACCCUGACAACACUACAAACAAGGCAAAUAAUUAGAACCAACCAAACAUGAGCUGACACAUGAAAUAAAAAGACAAAAUAGGGGAUGUUAUGAAGCUGUGCUUUUGUAUAGAACAUUUUGUUUAUUUGCCUCUGCAGACGUUGAAACCAGCAAUUUGUUUUUGACUAUCACUGUGCAGAUCUAGUAUGGCCGGUGCUAUGUGUGUCCUACUCAAGAGCGCGAGAUGUGUAGAGAAAGUGGAGCUGGGAGAAGCUUUUACACAGAGAGAUAUCAGAUAGAAAAAGGGACUUGUAUGUACAUAUAUAAAUAUAUCUACUAUACAGUUUACAGAACUAAAGAUAACAGAACAGCCUUAGAUUUUAAUUUUGACUUUUUUCAUGUAAUGUCUGAACAGUAAGAUUUUUUUUUUUUUUUUUUUUUUUUUCGGUUUGUUUUGAUACCUUGUACCAAGCACAGUAUUAUUGAAACUAGGGCAACUCAUGUUUGUAUUAUAGUUUCCCUGUUUCUACCAGGCUUUUAAAUGGUUAUAUGGAUUGAAUCAUGCAGGUCUUUCAACACAGACCUACAACAUGCUCCUGUUUUGCAGAGUGUCUGGAGUUUGCUCUUUGCUCCAGUGUCUCAGAAAAGCUCAAGGCUUAUGAAUGUCAGAUUUAUUUGACAUGGGAAAGGGCCAUUUCUUAAUCCUUUGUUUUUCCAAUUUCUCCACCACCCUAUGUGGGCUGGCUGAAUACGAAUGAAAUGUGAGUCUGAGCCAAUGCAUGCUGCCAUGUCUUUUUUUUUUUUUUGGCCUUCCUUUUUAAUUCAAACACAAUUAUGGAUGCAUGUAAGCUCAUAGACAAAGAGUGGAAAUGAAGCAAGGUGGUCGUUACCUUAUUUGAAUCAAGAGAUGGAGACAAGGGUGUAACUUAGCUACACUGAAUUUGGAUAGCAUUGUGGGUCCCAAGUUACAUUUAUUUUUACUCAAAACAGGGUCACUUUGCUGGUGUAGAUUAUCUAACUGACAUUUUGACCCUACCGCUACAUUUCCUUAACAUUUUUUUUGGUAAUCUAAAAAGAGGGAUGUAAGACAGAAAGAUGUUUGUGUUCAGACUGAACUGUUUGUAUAUUCAACAUUUGAAGUAUAUUCUAUUUUGUUGUACUCUUGUUUCAAAGUGUAUUAAAGUAGAUUUUACUGAGAUAUA